Messenger RNA from Electrophorus electricus (electric eel), 2942 nucleotides. The record is from RefSeq and is a predicted model, not a curated record. NCBI's taxonomy places the organism in Eukaryota, Metazoa, Chordata, Actinopteri, Gymnotiformes, Gymnotidae.
GCUUGCCGCUAUGGAGUGGUGACAGAUUGUCGGAUAUUGAUAAAUAAAUAGAAGUGUGGUGUAACAACAAAGCAGUUAACAGGUUGUAAUAAUGGCAGACGAAUAUAAGGGGGAAUCGGUCGUCACAGAGGCGACUGAUAUUAAAGGAACUGCGAAGAUUUACUACACUCUCGCAUUGGAGAAGAUUAGAGAUGUUGUAUCAUCACUUCCUGAUGAUAUCCGACCGGGUGCUGACCUUUAUGGGUUGCCUUGGGAAGCUGUGCUUUUCACUGCCUUGUUAGGAUUAUUCACAGUACUCAUCUUCAGCUGUAGGUUCAUCCACUCAAUUAAAAGUAGACUGUAUGCAAGUAAAGAGAGGAGAAUGGGACAGACAGUGACAGAGCUUCUGGAGGAAAAGUGUAAAGUGCUGAAUACACUGAGUGAGUGCAAACACAAGUUUGAAAAACUAGAAACUGCACUGCAGAAUGGGGGACUUUCAGCUCAGGCUUCAGAGAGAGAAAAUUUGGAGGCAAUGUCUAAGAACCUUGAGCAGUCUAAUGCUGAAAUGAAAAGUGAAAUAGAGAGACUCCAGGCGGAGCUGGCUAGCCAAAGCAAGUUCCGAAAACAACAAGAAGAGCAGCUUGAAGAACUUGAAGAGACUUUAAAAAGCCUGGAGGAGGAGUCUAAGGAACGCAAGUCACAGUUAGAGCAGGAUAAGACUACACUUAAAAUCUAUGAAAUUAAUACAGAGAGGCUACAGAAGAAACUACAGGCCACCAAAGAGGAGAACACGAUGUUACUAGAGAGCAAAGCCCAGCUCGUGCAGGAAGCAGAGGGCUGGGGAGAGCGACUGGGUGAGUUAGAAGAGGAGAUGAGGAUGUGUAAGAGCUCACAUGCUGGGAUGCUAGAAGACUGCUCAAACAAAGACGAACGCAUAAAGUCACUAACAGAGUGCCUUUUGAAGAUGAGAGACUGGGAUUCAGAUGAGGAGAACACUGUGGAUGCUAGUAAUGGCACUGCUGAAUCGCAGCAUUCCCAUUCAGAUAUCCACCAGAAGCAGAAAGUCCAGCAGCUCAUUUUUGCAGCUAAGAUGAGUGCAGACCUGAAAGCCAUAGAGGAAGAUAAGAACAGAGUGUUUGCCAAGCUUGCAGAUGAAAUUAAAGCCAAAGAUGAUCUUCAAGAGGGGAUUGAGCAGCUCCAGAGGGAGAAGGAGUCCCUGGAGUCUGAGAGCUCCAUGUACACCAGUGAGAUCCAGAAACUUCAGCAGAAACUCCAGAUCAUGACUGAAAUGUACCAGGAGAAUGAACUCAAACUACACAGGAUGUUAACAGUGGAGGAGCGGGAACGCUCCCAAAAAGAGGAAAAGCUUUCAAAGGCUGGGAAAAAGAUUAGCCUCGCUGCCGAGGAGUUAAACAAUUACAGACAAAGAGCCAAAGACCUGGAAGAGGAGCUAGAGAAGACAAACCAGGCCUACAAAAACCAGAUUGCUGCUCAUGAGAAGAAAGCCCAUGAUAACUGGCUGGCUGCACGGGCUGCAGACAGAGACCUCACUGAUGUCAAGAGAGAGAAUGCAUUGCUCCGGCAGAGACUGACUGACUCCCUGUUUAAACUGGAGCUCUUAGAGAAAGACCCAUAUGCACGAGACGCUCCUGCCAGACCACUGUUUAGAGGUGAGAGGUCUCCAUAUGGGCCCUCCCCCCUCGGCCGACCGCCCUCUGAAACUAGGGCCUUCUUGUCACCCCCCACGCUAAUGGAUGGACCCCCUCGACUAUCUCCACAGCCUCCCCUGGUUCCCUGUGGUAGAGCAUCCCGAGGCCAGUUGGAGCCCCCUGGUGGUGGGCAAGAGUGUGAGAGGAGUGGCCCUCACUCUGAUAGCGGCUCAUUGUCUCCCACCUGGGAGAGAGAGCGCAGGGGCCCCGCCCCUCCAGGUCCCCAUCCUACAGAUCCAGCAAUGGCAUACAGGAGGCCCCUACCCGGACCCUUUCCCAUGGGCCCCCCACGACCCCCUGGGCCUCCUGAAGCCUACUUUGCCAAUAAAUCUGACGUAUUUCUGGGAAAUAGCUCAGGUCCCAGUGAGAAAGACAGCCAGGAUGUAAAUAGUCUGUAUCCGAUGCUUGGAGACAUGAGGUUGCCCCCUGAUGCUGUUAUGAGAAUGGGCCCUCCGCCAGACCCCCAUGGAAUGGGACUGGCCCCUCCCAUGGACCCCAGAGAGCCCCGUUUCCCACGCAGGGUCCCCUACGGCCCCCAAGACUUCUUCCCUCGGGGACCUGUUGGGCCACCACUAGGCAUGCGAGGAAUGCCACCUCCUGGAAUGUUUCCCAGAGCUCUGCUGCCUCACCCCAUGGGGUAUCCACCACUAAGACCUCUAUCAGAUGGCUUUCUGCCUGGACCCCCUCCAAGACCUCCACCUGACAGUUCUUUACGAGGGCCACCUCCGAGACCUUCUCCACCGGGAAGUGAACAGCCAUCCGAACAGCCCCCCUCUCCACACAAUGUCAUUUGAACAAGCUCUCAAUCUGUUCUUUACCCUCCCUAGAGUUUGCAUAUUGUGCGACGCUUCCUGUUGUACCGAGAGCUGUUUCCUCUAACACAGUCUUUGUGGUCAUGUGACUUCUUGUUAAACAAAGUCACAUUUCUUUGGCGAGCUGAUGCUAUGACAGGGAAGCUACAGAGUAUGAUGCACAAUUAUGAUAAGAGGAAAAAUGAUUUUGCAUAGGUUCUAUUGUGGGUUCAAAAAAUGUGAACAGUGGUUGCCCAUGCAGGUAUGUAGAUAUAGGUGAGAAGAGACUCAGUCUUAAUUCCAGAGAACACUGGCAAACAUUUGCAGGUGCUUGUGUUUACUGUAGUGGUAUUUAAUAACAUCUUUUUAACUUUACCAGUUAUUUAAAGUAUGACAUGUAUAUACAGGAAUUGUAUCAAUACAAUAUUGUGAAUAAAGAAAUGUAUAUACAUUGGCCCCCCAA